This is a messenger RNA of Penicillium odoratum, 726 nucleotides long. RefSeq names its product LOG family protein. Lineage: Eukaryota; Fungi; Ascomycota; Eurotiomycetes; Eurotiales; Aspergillaceae. Gene Ontology annotation, biological process: cytokinin biosynthetic process. Bases 1 to 726 code for a protein of 241 amino acids. The transcript is spliced from 2 exons. The record is from RefSeq and is a predicted model, not a curated record. Gene Ontology annotation, cellular component: cytosol. Gene Ontology annotation, molecular function: hydrolase activity, hydrolyzing N-glycosyl compounds.
AUGGCUCCAACCAAGCAAGCUGUUAUCUGCGUUUUUUGCGGCGCUACAGCAGGUAAAGAUCCAAUCCACUUCGAAGCUGCCCGAACACUGGCCCAGGAAUUCCACAAGCACAACGUCCAAUUGGUCUAUGGUGGCGGUACAACUGGAUUAAUGGGCGAGAUCGCCCGCACACUCGUCUCUCUCUCAGGCCCUCAAGCCGUCCACGGCGUGAUCCCACGCGCACUUGUCCAAGUCUCCACGAAGAGCAACGGCAAUGGCGAGGCAACACCUGAGGGGGAGAGUGCCCACGGUGGCGGCAAGGCCGCUGAGCGGGUAGUCUCGGAGUCGCCCGAGGCCGAUGGAAUUCCCGAGUCAGAGUAUGGAAUUACGACUAUCGUACCGGAUAUGCACACUCGCAAGCGACUCAUGGCGACCAAGGUGCUAGAGGGAGGACCCGGAUCUGGAUUUGUGUCAUUGGCUGGUGGGUUCGGGACGAUCGAGGAGGUGAUGGAGAUGACUACAUGGAAUCAGCUUGGAAUUCACAAGGUGGGUGUCGUGUUACUGAAUAUCAAUGGAUACUGGGAUGGAGUACUAGCUUGGGUCCGGAAUGCUGUGGAACAAGGCUUUAUCAGUCCCGAGAAUGGGAAUAUUCUCGCUGAGACACGGGAUCCCAAGGACGUGUGGGGGAAGCUUUUGGAGUAUCAGGUCAGUAGUGAGCGGUUCCAGUUGAACUGGGGUGAAGAGUAA